Molecule: messenger RNA, 1140 nt
Organism: Penicillium lagena
Lineage: Eukaryota; Fungi; Ascomycota; Eurotiomycetes; Eurotiales; Aspergillaceae
Product: putative G-patch domain protein
Exons: 2
Coding region: 1-1140 (379 amino acids)
Cellular component (GO): kinetochore
Molecular function (GO): nucleic acid binding
Source: RefSeq, a predicted model, not a curated record
AUGCCGUCCCCCGACGAUGAAGAGGAUGACUACAUGUCAAUGAUAAUCGAGGAGCCCGCGCAGCAGAAAGAAACCUUUACCCAGCGGAAGCGGCGCCAACAACGCGAGUCCGAAGCCCGCGCCAGAGUCCCUUCCAAAGCCGAGCGCGCCGCGCAAGAAGCCGCCCGCCGCGAAGAAGCCCUAGCCACCAGCACGCUCGACCCCUCCAACAAGGGGUUCCAGAUGAUGGCGAAGCUGGGCUUCAAGCCCGGCGAAUCACUCGGCAAACGCGAGACAGUAGCUACUGCACCCGAAGAUACCGCGCCACUGGCUGAGGGCCCGCGCCCGGGCCUGGGUCUGGGCGCUGCUCGCUCGGAGCCGCUGAAUCUCGUGUUCAAGGAGGAUCGCGGCGGCAUUGGGUUGGAUAGCGAGAAGAAGCGCAAGAUCCGGGAAGAGGCAGCUGAGGCAGUGAAGAAAAUCAAGCACGAGGAAGGUGACUAUCGUGAUCGUGUGAGGGAGGAACGUGAGCUGCGCCGGACGGAGGCCCAGGUGCGGGCUGCGCAGAAGGUGGCGGAGAGGCUGGAUGGCGAGGCAGAGGGGGAGCCAUUAUCAUCAGCUUCACCAGCGAAGAGAGAUAGCGAGGACGGGCAAGACGACAUUAACGAUGGUGGAAAUAAACCUCGAGCCAAGAAUGACGCAAAGCCUACUGAUGAGCACGCCACACCUGAAGCGUCGCACACCAAGAAUAAGAAACCAAGCGUCAAACCGACUGCCAAGCUGAAUGUACUCUAUCGCGGGCUGGUACGAGAGCGAGAAGAGCGCGAACGCGAUCUCCACGCCCGCCACGCCCUCCAAACCUCGCUGCCCUCGUCCUUCUUCCCCAAUCCGCGCCUCCCCACAUACGACGACACUCUCGAACGAGAUGACCAGAAAGCACUGGGCCUUCGGCUUGAUCCGCAUACCGCUGCGUUUGAGCAGGAACUCGAGGAAGAGGACCCGGAGCUGGACGCCUUUAAUGCCUUGGAACCUGCGGAGAAGCUGCAGAAGCUGGUUGUCUUCCUCCGUGAGACAUAUCGGUAUUGCUUCUGGUGUAAGUAUCGCUACGAGACGGAUGAGGAGCUGGAGGGCUGUCCUGGCCUCACGGAGGAGGAUCAUGAUUGA